AUGGCAACACACGUAUCAAAACCAUCGUCCAAUCACUCAGAUCUUGACAACGUGUGCAAGAGGGUGCCCAAGGCCUGCGAUCGCUGCCGUCUGAAGAAAUCUAAGUGUGAUGGAGCCAUGCAAUGUUCACGUUGUCGAGCAGAUAAUUCCAUCUGCGUGUUUGGGGAGCGAAAGAAGGCUCAUGAGAAAGUGUACCCUAAGGGAUACGCCGAGAAGCUCGAACAACAACAAGUCUGGCUAGUCCACGGUCUCCAAGCACUAUACCAUUGCAUAACCAAAGGUGAAGCCCAGCCCGGCGAUCGUUUGAAUAUCGAACCCAACGGCCAGCCGCUCACCCAUGACCUUCUUACACGCCUCGGCGCUCUCGAUCACUUCCAGGGUGAGCGUUUUGAGGAAAAUCUCGAAAUUUUGCAGAAGGGACUAUGGCGCCCCUAUUUGCAGUGUCGGGAAUCAACCGUCGGCAGCUACACAGACGAGCAGUCGUCUGCCAUCCGUAUACAAGUCUCCCCCGAAGCCUCCUCUCAGCAGACUAUUUUCUCUACGCCGCCAGCACACAAUAGCCCAAACAAUAAGACGCAUAUCAAGGAAGGUUUUAUGCUACCCACAACGCGACAUACUAUUCCAUCUGUUCAAUCAAUACAGGGUGUCAUUGACCCGCUUGCUCUCCAGGGUGGAGCAGCGCAGUGGCGGCAAGCCAGCAGCGAUUUCAAUAUCUUCAACGAGAUGGAUACGAUGACUGCCGCGGAUUAUUCGACUCCCAUUCUCGACGAGCCUAUUCCAUCGCCUGUAUUCACUCGCGAGAUGCAAAUGGAUUGUAUCGUGUCCAAUGAAUAUGAAGACUAUUAUCAGUUUCUCAAUUCGGAUUCAACUGAUAUCACCUUGAUCUAA
This is a messenger RNA of Penicillium expansum, 888 nucleotides long. RefSeq names its product Zn(II)2Cys6 transcription factor domain-containing protein. Gene Ontology annotation, molecular function: zinc ion binding; DNA-binding transcription factor activity, RNA polymerase II-specific. Lineage: Eukaryota; Fungi; Ascomycota; Eurotiomycetes; Eurotiales; Aspergillaceae. The transcript is spliced from 3 exons. The record is from RefSeq and is a predicted model, not a curated record. Gene Ontology annotation, biological process: regulation of DNA-templated transcription. The coding region runs from base 1 to 888 and encodes 295 amino acids.